UGAUUGACAGCCCACAAGCGCACAACAUAAAGCCGAUUUCACUCUCACUUCGUUGUUGAGAACUUCCACGCAGUUUCGUGAUUUUUCUAAAAAUUGCUGCAAAAUGUCGUUUGAUUCAAUUCCGAAGGAUUUGCGUGGACUACGGGCUUGCUUGGUAUGUUCACUGGUAAAGACAUUCGAUCAAUUUGAGUUUGAUGGGUGCGAAAAUUGCGAAGAAUUCCUCCGGAUGAAGAACAACAAGGACCAAGUUUACGACUGUACCAGCAACAACUUCGAUGGAAUGAUCGCUGUUAUGCACCCGGAUGAUAGUUGGGUUUGCAAAUGGCAGAGAAUUAAUCGUUUUACUAAAGGAAUCUAUGCUAUAUCUGUUUCUGGGCGUUUGCCCAACGGUAUUAUCCGAGACAUGAAGAACAGAGGCAUUCCAUACCGACCCAGAGAUACCAGUCAGCGGUAAUCGAGAAUGAUUUGCAGUUACACAGGUAUUUUUAAGCACCCUUUAUUCAAUAUACUGACAAACUUUUUAUGAUUCUA
Molecule: messenger RNA, 531 nt
Organism: Armigeres subalbatus
Lineage: Eukaryota; Metazoa; Arthropoda; Insecta; Diptera; Culicidae
Gene: spt4
Product: transcription elongation factor SPT4
Exons: 4
Coding region: 104-454 (116 amino acids)
Biological process (GO): transcription elongation-coupled chromatin remodeling; regulation of transcription elongation by RNA polymerase II
Cellular component (GO): nucleus; DSIF complex
Molecular function (GO): RNA polymerase II complex binding; zinc ion binding
Source: RefSeq, a predicted model, not a curated record